Propithecus coquereli (Coquerel's sifaka) is the source of this 1365-nucleotide messenger RNA. It is a transcript of the gene GLT8D2, whose product is annotated as glycosyltransferase 8 domain containing 2. The transcript has 10 exons. The record is from RefSeq and is a predicted model, not a curated record. Gene Ontology annotation, cellular component: Golgi apparatus. Gene Ontology annotation, molecular function: glycosyltransferase activity. NCBI's taxonomy places the organism in Eukaryota, Metazoa, Chordata, Mammalia, Primates, Indriidae. Bases 439 to 1365 code for a protein of 308 amino acids.
ACAGCCUUGUUUUCGAAAUGCUUUGCACGCAGACUGCUGGACCAGGCUGUGAGAGGAAGUUGGCGGAUCCCAGCCCGCCAGCCGAGCACAUCUGGAAGUGGUUUCAGGGCCCGCCUCGCUCUGCCAGCGCAACGCCUGGGUUCCCAGCUGCUUUGCGCAGCGGUGGAGGAAACCCGAGCGCUCCUCAGUCAACGCAAGCAAAGCGGGGUGUGGGGUGGGGGAAGGAAUAUUCUUUCGGAAACGUAAUAUUGGCCUGGGGGCUCUCCGGCCCUUUGGGACUUCCAGUGGGAUCUUAGAAGCAGCCGAAGCAGCGUGAGGGCAGCAGCCCAGGGCCAGCCACGACUGGAACGCUCUGCCCUGCAGCUCUUCUGGACCGAGGAGCCCAAAGCCCUACCCUCACCAUUCACCAGGUCACGAUUCUUAUCCACGUGAACACACAUGGCUCUGUUACGAAAAAUAAACCAGGUGUUGCUCUUCCUUCUGAUUGUGACCCUCUGUGUGAUUCUGUAUAAGAAAGUUCAUAAGAGGACUGUGAUCAAGAAUGAAGCAGAUGUUGAAUCCGAGACCCCUGAAGAGCUAGAAGAGGAGAUUCCUGUGGUGAUUUGUGCAGCAGCAGGGAGAAUGGGCGCUGCCAUGGCUGCCAUCAAUAGCAUCUACAGCAACACUGACGCCAACAUUUUGUUCUAUGUAGUCGGUCUCCGGAACACUCUGUCUCGAAUACGAAAAUGGAUUGAACAUUCUAAACUGAGAGAAAUAAACUUUAAAAUCGUGGAAUUCAACCCUACGGUCCUCAAGGGGAAGAUCAGACCAGACGCCUCGAGGCCUGAAUUGCUCCAGCCUCUGAACUUUGUUCGAUUUUAUCUCCCUCUCCUUAUCCACCAACACGAGAAAGUCAUCUACUUGGACGAUGAUGUAAUUGUACAAGGUGAUAUCCAAGAACUGUAUGACACCACCUUGGCCCUGGGCCACGCGGCAGCUUUCUCGGAUGACUGCGACUUGCCCUCCACUCAGGAUAUACACAGACUUGUGGGGCUGCAGAAUACAUACAUGGGCUAUCUGGACUACCGGAAGAAGACCAUAAAAGACCUUGGCAUCAGCCCCAGCACCUGCUCUUUCAAUCCUGGUGUGAUUGUUGCCAACAUGACGGAAUGGAAACACCAGCGCAUCACCAAACAAUUAGAAAAGUGGAUGCAAAAAAAUGUGGAGGAAAACCUCUAUAGCAGCUCCCUGGGAGGAGGGGUGGCCACCUCCCCAAUGCUGAUUGUGUUUCAUGGGAAAUAUUCCACAAUCAACCCCCUGUGGCACAUAAGGCACCUGGUAGUCUGCAGUGGACAACACCAAAUGAAGACGCAUAAUGGCUUAUGA